Molecule: messenger RNA, 996 nt
Organism: Batrachochytrium dendrobatidis JAM81
Lineage: Eukaryota; Fungi; Chytridiomycota; Chytridiomycetes; Rhizophydiales
Exons: 8
Coding region: 1-996 (331 amino acids)
Source: RefSeq, a predicted model, not a curated record
AUGUGUAUCAUGACCACCAAAUGCAUGUCCGAAGGUGUCGUUUUGGCGUGUUUGAUGUCGAAUAUCUUGACCAAUAGUGACACUAGUUGCAUGAAACUGCUACAGUAUAUGGAUAUUGCAUUGUUGCAUGAAACUGCUACAGUAUAUGGAUAUUGCAUUGUCGAUGUUUGGCGUGUUAAUAACUCGGUCCACAGUGGUCGUACAAUGUCAGGGACAACUGCAAUCAACUCGGGACGACAAACUACAUCAUGUAUUGUGUGUAUAGUUACGUCGUCGUUGGUGCAAUAUUCAAUGUGUAUCAUGACCACCAAAUGCAUGUCCGAAGGUGUCGUUUUGACGUGUUUGAUGUCGUAUAUCUUGACCAAUACUGACACUAGUUGCAUGAAACUGCUACAGUAUAUGGAUAUUGCAUUGUUACGUCGUCAUUGGGGCAGUAUAUCAAUGUGUAUCAUGACCAUCAAGUGCAUGUCCGAAGGUGUCGUUUUGACGUGUUUGAUGUCGAAUAUCUUGACCAAUAGUGACACUAGUUGCAUGAAACUGCUACAGUAUAUAGAUAUUGCAUUGUUACGUCGUCAUUGGGGCAAUAUAUCAAUGUGUAUCAUGACCACUAAAUGCAUGUCCGAAGGUGUCGUUUUGGCGUGUUUGAUGUCGAAUAUCUUGACCAAUACUGACACUAGUUGCAUGAAACUGCUACAGUAUAUAGAUAUUGCAUUGUUACGUCGUCAUUGGGGCAAUAUAUCAAUGUGUAUCAUGACCACUAAAUGCAUGUCCGAAGGUGUCGUUUUGGCGUGUUUGAUGUCGAAUAUCUUGACCAAUACUGACACUAGUUGCAUGAAACUGCUACAGUAUAUGGAUAUUGCAUUGUUUAAAUAUGGCUGGGAAAUAACUGCUAUUGAUCAAGUUAUAUGCGUUCAAAGUGGAUCAUUUGCAUCAUCACAAUCGCGUACUAAAUGGUCGAUUUCACAACCAAUACUCAAGCCUGUGUUGAUAUGGUGA